Molecule: messenger RNA, 1723 nt
Organism: Arabidopsis lyrata subsp. lyrata
Lineage: Eukaryota; Viridiplantae; Streptophyta; Magnoliopsida; Brassicales; Brassicaceae
Product: protein ALTERED XYLOGLUCAN 4
Exons: 2
Coding region: 240-1499 (419 amino acids)
Cellular component (GO): Golgi apparatus
Molecular function (GO): O-acetyltransferase activity
Source: RefSeq, a predicted model, not a curated record
AUAAUUUGAUGUGGAAAAUAUGUUAAAUUAAGCACAAUAACAGCAUUGACACAGACUAAUAAUAAAUAUUUUGAGUAAAAUAAUCCUCCAUGGUCCAAAAGGACCAAAACCAUUGAACCCACUCGUCUCGUCUAUACUUUACUAAUAAUUAUCAAUAAUCAAAACAACAAAUACCAACAAGGCCAAAAAAAAAAAAAGAAAGAGAGAAGAAGAUAAGACCAUUGUUCUAUGAUCCUGAAAUGGGAUUGAAAGAGCAACGAAAUUGUCUAAGUCAGAGGAAGAUUAUAGUUUUUUUAGUCUCAGCUUUUAUUCCAAUAGCUCUGUUUCGACUCUGUUUUACUAAUCCAUUCUCCGCCAUUGAUGACACCUCUCUCCAAGAAUCUGCAGCUCACGUUGUGAUCACCAGCUACUCUUCUUCUUCUCAAGAAGAAGAAACUCAAGAGAGUUAUGAUCGUGUAAAGGAGGAAAAUUUAUGCGAUUAUACGCAAGGAAAAUGGGUCAGAGACGAGAUUGGUCCACUCUACAAUGGUUCGACAUGUGGAACUAUCAAGGAUGGUCAAAACUGUUUCCGCCAUGGUAGACCUGAUUCCGGUUAUCUUUAUUGGAAAUGGAAACCGAACCAAUGCGAUAUACCGAGAUUUGACGCGAACCGGUUUCUUGAUCUUAUGAAAGACAAGCAUCUAGCUUUUAUCGGUGAUUCCAUGGCUAGAAAUCAGCUUGAGUCUCUUAUCUGCUUGCUCUCUACCGUCUCUAGCCCUGAUCUCGUGUAUAGAAACGGAGAAGACAAUAAAUUCAGAAAGUGGCGUUUCGAGUCACACAACGUCACGGUCUCGGUUUACUGGUCCCCAUUUUUGGUGGCCGGCUUAGAGAAAUCGGGAAACUUGGACCACAAUGUAUUGAACUUAGACCGCGUGGAUGGGAGAUGGGGCAAUGAUUUAGAACGUAUUGAUACGGUCGUAGUCUCCGUGGGACAUUGGUUUCUGCAUCCGGCGGUUUAUUACGAGUACGGUUCGGUUUUGGGAUGUCAUUCUUGUGAAGCAAGCAACUGUACCGAGAUAGGGUUUUACGAUGUGUUUAGAAAAGCGAUAAGAACAACGUUGAAGGCAGUGGUAGGAGGCCGCCGUGAGGUGAUUUUGACAACGUUUUCGCCGUCACAUUUCGAAGGCCGGCCUUGGGACAGUCUCGGCGCAUGUAACAUGACCGAGCCAUACGAAGGGAAGGUGUUAGAAGGUUUGGACUUAGAUAUGCGGCAGAUAGAGAUGGAGGAAUUUACUGCGGCCAAAGCGGCGGCGGGGGAGGUGAGGUUAGCGGCGUUGGACGUGACGGCGAUGUCGGUGUUGAGACCAGAUGGACAUCCUGGUCCAUACAUGUACUCAUUUCCGUUCAAGAACGGUGUACCGCAGAGAGUUCAUAAUGAUUGUUUGCAUUGGUGUCUACCUGGUCCGGUUGACACGUGGAACGAGAUUAUGAUCGAGAUGUUGCGGCGAUGGAAGGUUUAAAUGAUGAACAUUGAUUGUUGAAGAUCCUAUGAUAUCAUUCAUUUACACGCAUAUGCCAAAAGGUGUAAUCAUUUAUUUUUUUGGGAUUUCAAAACGUAGCUAGGUAUUUUAGUUUCUUGUCUUGGAUAAGAUACCAAAAAAAAAUACAUGGAUGAUACUUAUUUGGUUGGUUAUUUCUGACGUUAUUCAAGCAAUGGAGAAAGGUACAAAAGAUAUAGGAAAAA